UGACAGUACAUGUUAUUGCCAUGGGAAGACAUUUGGGUAUUAAGCUUUUUGGCGGUGCUCUUGUUGGUUUGACUGGUACCUACGUGGUUGUGCGUCGUGAGCAUGAGCGCUGUGCUAUUCCCAAGGGCACUAAAUACACUGUUCCAGGGCAGCUUAAGAGUCGUUCUUUAAUGUCACGUGCAUUGCGCGAUGAGGAGUUUGAUGUCCUUGUCGUUGGCGGUGGUUGCACAGGCAGUGCUGUUGCUCUAGACUGUGCCACUCGUGGUUUGAAGUGUGCGUUGGUUGAGGCUAAUGACUUUGCAUCUGGUACAUCUUCUAAGAGUACCAAGUUACUUCACGGUGGGAUUCGUUACCUUGAGAGCGCCUUGCUUCAUUUUGACAUUAAGGAGUUGCGUUUUGUGUGGAAGGCGCUUGAGGAGCGUGCUCAUUUGAUAUUUGCUGCACCUUUUGCCAAUCCUCCAAUUCCCAUUGUUUUGCCUAUUUAUCAGUUAUGGCAGAUUCCUUACUUCUGGUUCAACAUUAAGGUCUAUGAGUUAUUAGCUCGUUUUUUCUGUUGCAACGAGACUGGUGUUCCAUCUUCUUACUACACUGGCAAGGCUAAUGCUUUGGACUGCUUCCCUCCAUUGCGUGAGAAGGGUUUGCGUGGUGCUGUAGUUUACUACGACGGUCAGCAUGACGACUCUCGUACUAACUUGUUGAUGGCUUUGACCAGUACUAUUGACAACUACGUUCCAGGUCAGGUUGGUGCUACUGUGGUUAACCACACUGAGGUUGUUGAGUUGUUGAAGGACUCCGAGGGCAAGGUUUGCGGUGCUAAGGUUGUUGACAAGUUGACUGGUGACACUUUUGACGUCCGUGCCAAAGCUGUGGUUAACUGCAGCGGUCCUUUUGCUGAGAAGGUUCGUCAGAUUGGUAAUCCAGACGGCAGUGAGAACAUGUUACACUCUCGUGGUACUCACAUUGUACUUCCCGCCACAUAUUCUCCAACUCAGUUUGGUAUGGUCAUUCCUAAGACCACUGACGGUCGUGUUUUAUUCACUCUUCCAUGGCGCGGUCAGACUUUGGUUGGCACCACUGACAACAAGGAUGACCUUCAGUGGAACCCCUUGCCCAAGAAGUCCGACGUUGACUUCAUUUGUAAGGAUGCUGCCAUUUACAUGAACUGCAGUGAGGAGUCUUUGCGUCGUGACAUCAAGUCUGUGUGGUCUGGCUUGCGUCCUUUAUUGAAGGGUCUUGAUGGUCAACCUGACAGUGAGAAGACUGAUUCCUUAUCUCGUGGUCACGUGAUCCACGUUGAUCGCCAGAACUUGGUUAAUGUAUACGGUGGUAAGUGGACUAUCUGCCGUUUGAUGGCUGAGGAGUGUGUUGACCGUUUGCUUGAGGCCAACCCUGAUGUGAAGGCUAAGACUCGCUGCCGCACUCGCAACCUUCGUUUGUACGGUACUCACAACUUGAAGGGUGAAUACAACCCUGAUGAGAUCCGUCCUAUGUUCAACACUUUGAGUGUUGAGCUUCGUUCUGAGUUUCCCGGUUUAACUCCAGAGCAAGCUGCUCACCUCGUUGAGAGUUACGGUUACCACUCUCGUGAGGUAGCUCGUAUGUCUGCUGAGGCUAAGAUGCUGAAGCCUAUCCACCCCGACUUCCCCUAUUUGCAGGGUGAGGUUUUGUACGGUGUCCGUCGUGAGUUUGCCUGCACUCCCCUUGACAUUCUGGCUCGUCGCACUCGUAUAGCAUUCCUUGACAACAAGGCUGCAGCCGCUUCUCUGGACACCGUGUGUGACAUUAUGGGCAGGGAGUUGAGUUGGAGCAGCUCCCGUCGUGCUGAAUUGCGUUCUCAGGCAGUUGACUUCUUUAACACGAUGAACGUUCCCGUGUGCUAAAUGCGCUAUAUACUCUAAGCAAGUGCACUAAAACAGUGAUGCUUUAACAUAUCGACUGAAUUUGUUGGUUACUAC
Babesia bovis T2Bo is the source of this 1955-nucleotide messenger RNA. RefSeq names its product putative FAD-dependent glycerol-3-phosphate dehydrogenase. Bases 21 to 1880 code for a protein of 619 amino acids. Lineage: Eukaryota; Apicomplexa; Aconoidasida; Piroplasmida; Babesiidae. Gene Ontology annotation, biological process: glycerol-3-phosphate metabolic process. Gene Ontology annotation, cellular component: mitochondrion; glycerol-3-phosphate dehydrogenase (FAD) complex. Gene Ontology annotation, molecular function: glycerol-3-phosphate dehydrogenase (quinone) activity. The transcript has 2 exons. The record is from RefSeq and is a predicted model, not a curated record.